AUGGAGCAGAUACUGGCUGAAGCCGCUCAAUCAGGAGACAUAAACGCUUUAUAUCAUGUACUCCGGGAGGAUCCAACCCUUUUGGAUAAAUAUGAUGAACCAUCAUUUGUGGAUACGCCUGCACACAUAGCAGCAGCUGCUGGCUCCACCCACUUUGCCGUUGAAGUCUUAAGGUUAAAGCCAUCAUUCCGCGCGAAGCUCAACCCGGACGGGUAUAGUCCACUGGACUUGGCACUUCGAAGAGGAAAAAAUAGAACAGUAAAAUGGCUCAUUAAGCAUGAUCCUGAGCUCAUUCGCGUCAAAGGAAGAGAGGGGUUUACGCCUUUGCACUAUGUAGCUGAAGUGGGUGAUGCUGAGCUUUUGGCCGAUCUUCUAGUCGCCUGUCCGCAAUCCAUUCAAGAUUUGACAAUUCGAGGAGAAACGGCUGUUCAUAUUGCUGUGAGAAAUAAAAAUGUCAGGGCUUUGCAGGUGCUUUUAGGUUGGCUCAAGAGAGGAAAUAUUAAUGGACAGAUCCUGAACUGGAAAGAUGAGAAUGGAGAGACAGCCUUGCAUAUUGCAGCCUCUACAAAUAAUUUUGAGGCUGUAAAGUUCUUGAUGAACGAAGUGAAAAUAAAUGAACAGAACUUCGAAGGAUUAACAUGCCUCGAUACUUUUAUGGGGCUCGCAAUCACAGGAGAUGAGAGAAUUGCUAAAGCUUUACGCUGUGCAGGUGCUAAAAGAUCGUCGUCUCUACGUCCAGCUAAAACCUUCGCUGAUAUUUUGAGUUCAAAGGAACCAUUCACCAGAAAAGUUUUCAGGCAAAUGGUUGAACUUGAUGCUAGUAUAGAUGGCUUGUCAAGUGAGAUGCGAAAUGCCCUUCUUGUGGUAGCUGUAUUAUUUCUGACUGCUGCCUAUGAAGCUGUACUAACCCCUCCGGGUGGAACUUCAUCAGGAGGUAACAGUGAAUGUUUCUGCAUAUUUUGUAGCCUAAAUGAGCAUGUUCAGCUUUCAUUGUUGUACAAGUCGUACUCUUCGUCUUCCUUAAUGUUUCAACUACCAAAUUUUCAUCUGUUUUUCAAUGAUUUCGUGAGGAAGAUGCACAGGAAUUCCUCGAAUGUUUUUCUGAUUAAGCUUGAAGAGCAUUGUGCUAAUUUUGAGAGUGCUUAUGUUUGGGAUACUUCACCAAAAUCUGUAGCAGAUGUGGUCGAUGUCUACAGAUCAUCUCCACUUGAUCAUCAGUCAGAUGUUGAUACUUUAGUGGAAGCUCACCAACCAAACUCUCCUUCUGUACUCGAUAAUUCUACUGAUGUGCCUCGACGUGGAGACGAAAAAUCUGUUCUACUUCCGGUCUAG
Molecule: messenger RNA, 1332 nt
Organism: Coffea arabica (coffee)
Lineage: Eukaryota; Viridiplantae; Streptophyta; Magnoliopsida; Gentianales; Rubiaceae
Product: ankyrin repeat-containing protein BDA1-like
Molecular function (GO): protein binding
Source: RefSeq, a predicted model, not a curated record